Molecule: messenger RNA, 3978 nt
Organism: Brassica rapa (field mustard)
Lineage: Eukaryota; Viridiplantae; Streptophyta; Magnoliopsida; Brassicales; Brassicaceae
Product: phosphate transporter PHO1 homolog 2
Biological process (GO): phosphate ion transport; cellular response to phosphate starvation
Cellular component (GO): Golgi apparatus; plasma membrane; cytoplasm
Molecular function (GO): phosphate transmembrane transporter activity; inositol hexakisphosphate binding
Source: RefSeq, a predicted model, not a curated record
AAAUAAAUAAACAAAAAAAUCAAUAGGUUAAUAUAUGAAUAUUACAAUUACAUCAAAUUGCAUCAACUUAUAAAAUUAUAAAUAUAAUAUUACGUACAUAUAAAAUAAUAUUAUCAAACAUAUAUAUUAUAAUAUAAUAUAUUCUACUCUAAAUAUAUUUUACAAAACAUAAAAAUAUAAAUGAAUAUUUUAUAAAAUUAAUGGUUUAUAAAUUUACAUUAAACGCAAGUUAAAUCCAACACCCGCGCGGAAGCACGGAGACGCGGAUCAAGAUCUAGUUCAGUCAUUAAGUACUUAAGUCUAUUUUAACUAAAAUCUUUAUUUUAGCCCACUACACACACCACUAUACUAUUAUAUUUUGUAUAUAUGGUUCAUAAACAAAGCUAUGGUGAACAGGAUUCUAGGUGUUAUGUUUUGAUAGAUCAAAACAUGUUAUUAAGUUAAAUAGACAAGUACAAGAACACGACUUUUAAACACCACUUUGUAGAUCUCUUCAACAUUUUGUUUUCAAAUUAUGUAGAAUGAGUGAAAACUUGAAAUAUUCUUACUUCCAAUUAUUUAAAAUUUUUGUUUUGUUUUUCUUAGGGAAUGUGAUAAGAGAAGAUUUAAACAGAAAGUGUACUUCUCUUAGGCUUCGAAUGGUGAUCAUCGUUUCGUCCCGUCCCGCGGUUAACAGUGAUAAAAAUCUCUACGUAUACUAUAUAUCUAUACAUUUUUAUAACUGUUAAAACCGCAUCACAGUUGAACCGUUUGUCCUGCACCGUUCAAACUGCAGUCACCACUCGGAGCCAUUAGUAAUACUAAAAACAAUAUACGUAAGUCGUCUCAUUGACCUUUGACCUUGUAUCGCCUGUCCACAAUGGUUAUUCUUGAAUUUUUUAUUGUUCUGAAUAUAUUGACUUUUUAACAAUAGGAAACGACGGAUAUAUUGGACCAUUGGUAAAUAUACAGCUGCAGUAAUUGAUUAAUAUAUAUAUAUAUAUAUAUAUAUAUAUAUAUAUAUGCAAGAGAACGAUAUUUCCACUAACCGAUGACUGAGUAACCUUCUACAUAUAAAAUACAUAUGUGACUCAAUUGUGUGGUUAAGUAAUUAUUGGAACGACUGUUGGUGUAUAUAUAUUCAUUUCCUAUAUUACUGCCUUCAGGCACAUAACAAAGAAAGGUUUGACAAGAAUUUUAGAAGUGAAAAUGAAGUUCGGAAAAGAACUGUCGUCACAAAUGGUACCGGAGUGGCAACAAGCUUACAUGAGCUACGACUAUCUCAAAAACCUUCUCAAGGAAAUCAUCAAACUCAAACACAAAACCAACCCUCCUCCACCACCACAUCAAGCCGUCUCCAGUGAAGGACUUAGCCGCAAAAUGACUCUAUACCGAGCUUUUAGCGGUCUUGUCCAAACGCCAGGAAAGAAAAGACAAAGCUCGGGGCAAACCAACCCUUCUCUAAAAACUGACAUUGAAGAAGGUUAUGCUCCGAUACUCGUCAACAAAGGAGGUCACGGCUUAGAAACUACUUUCUUGAUGACGGCAGAGGAAGGAGGAGAAUAUGAAUUGGUGUUUUUCCGGCGACUCGACGAUGAGUUUAAUAGAGUUGAGAAAUUCUACAAAGAGAAAGUGGAAGAAGUAGUGAAUGAUGCGGUCAUGCUUAAUAAGCAAAUGGAUGCUCUAAUUGCAUUCCGAGUUAAGGUUGAGAAUCCUGUUGGGUGGGGAUGGGAGGAGCGGACGGUGGAAAUGACUCGCUUGGCCUCCGACGUUGCCACUUCCACCGCUGCCAUCGCUGCUUCUACACCUGCUAGAACUGGAAACAUGAAGCCUAGAGCUCAAUCUCGGUUGGAGGCUAUACAUGAAGGAGGCUCCAGCAGAGCUGAUCAAUCCCAGGAAGAUGAAAAUCACGGUGACUCGAGAAGGAGCAUCUUAAGCAAAAUGGCAGCUGGAAGGCCAGCCCCUAUCGAGGUUCUAGACCACAUAAAGAUCAACAACACUAAGGAAACGCCUAGGUCCACCAUUAAAGGCGUUCUCCAUUCCUCGAGCAAUGAAGAGAUCAUAUUCAAUAGGCAUAAUCUGAGGGAAGUCGAAGAGAAGCUCAAAGUAGCCUUCGUGGAGUUUUACCAGAAGCUUCGUCUCCUCAAGAGCUACAGCUUUCUGAAUGUGUUGGCGUUCUCCAAGAUUUUGAAGAAGUAUGAUAAGAUAACUUCAAGAAAAGCUUCCAAGCCUUACAUGAAAAUGGUUGAUAAUUCGUAUCUCGGAAGCUCAGAUGAGCUUAUGAAACUGAUACAGCGUGUUGAGGCUACAUUCAUAAAGCAUUUCGCAAAUGGUAACAGAAGAACAGGAAUGAAUAUUUUGAGACCUCAAAUGAAAAGAGAAAGACAUCGACUUACAUUCUCCACAGGUUUCUCUGCUGGAUGUGUGUUUUCUCUUAUAGUAGCUCUUGUCUCCAUCAUACGCGCCCGGAAUAUCUUUCAAAAGGAUGGCUACGAAGGUUACAUGAAAACUAUGUUCCCUCUUUAUAGCUUGUUUGGGUUCAUUGUGCUUCACAUGACUAUGUAUGCUAUUGAUAUAUACUAUUGGAAGCGUUAUCGAGUAAACUAUGCAUUCAUAUUUGGGUUCAAGCAAGGAACUGAACUUGGUUACAGACAAGUUCUGUUUGUGGGAUUUAGCAUUGGAGCUUUUGCGUUGCUUUGUGUACUUGGUAAUCUUGACAUGCAAGCAAACCCUAGAACCAAAAGUUUCCAAGCACUGACCGAACUUCUUCCUCUUUUCCUUCUUGGUGCUAUGUUUACAGUUUUAAUCUUGCCAUUAAACAUUCUCUACCGAUCGAGCCGCUUCUUCUUCCUUACGUGUCUGUUUCACUGCCUUGCUGCUCCUCUUUACAAGGUAACUUUACCCGAUUUCUUCUUAGGAGAUCAAUUAACUAGUCAAGUACAAGCUCUUCGAAGCAUCCAGUUUUAUAUAUGUUACUAUGGCUGGGGAGACUUCAAACAAAGGCAAGACACAUGCAAAGACUGGCAAGAAUACAAAAUUUUCUUAUACAUUGUUGCUGUAAUCCCAUAUCUAUCUCGCCUCCUUCAGUGCAUGCGACGAAUGUUUGAGGAAAGAAGCCUAGAGCAAGGAUACAACGGAGUCAAAUACUUGUUGACAAUAAUAGCGGUUUGUUUGAGAACAGCUUAUGUUUUUGAAACCAACAAGAAUCAUAAGUUUAUUCUCAAAGUAUUAGCUGGUUCUGCCUCAGUUCUUGCUGCUGUUUUCUGUACAUACUGGGACUUUGUCCAUGACUGGGGACUUCUGAAUAGAACCUCCAAAAACAGAUGGCUUCGAGAUAAACUUCUAGUCCCACACAAGAGAGUAUACUUCAUUGCAAUGAUCUUGAACGUUGUGUUGAGGUUCGCAUGGUUGCAAACAGUACUCGAUUUUGAGUUUAAAUUUCUCCAUAGUCAGACGGUGCUUGCGGUUGUGGCCUGUCUUGAGAUUAUUCGUCGUGGGAUAUGGAAUUUCUUCAGGCUAGAGAAUGAGCAUUUGAAUAAUGUGGGGAAGUACCGAGCUUUCAAGUCAGUUCCAUUACCGUUCAGUUACGACGAAGACGAUGAAAAAGAUGAUUAACAUGUUUACAGAAGAACGUGAACAUUUUCUUAUACAUGAAACGAAGUGUUUGUAACAAAAUUAUUCAUUGUGUAAUACAAAACUGAUAGUAAAAGAAAUACAAAACUUUUGAUGACAAAACUAAUGGAAGUAAUUUAUCCCGUAUAUGGACGUGUGAAUGUGAUUGGUGUUUCUCUAGUGGACAAAAAGUGCCAACUGGAAAUCUUCUUCGUAGAAAAUUGUACGAUUGGUACUUGUAGCAUAGAAAACGAAAAUGUAAAGAGAAGUCCACAAUAAUUUGUCGGCGACAUCAUAAAGCACUUUAAAAAAGUUCCUAAACAAAGUACCUAAAAAUACACCAGACAAAAAAAAAAACCUAAUUUUCAAAAAAAAAAAAAAAAAAAA